AUGGCGGCGAUUAGGAAGAAGCUGGUGAUCGUUGGUGAUGGAGCAUGCGGGAAAACUUGUCUGCUGAUUGUCUUCAGCAAGGACCAAUUCCCAGACGUAUAUGUGCCUACAGUUUUUGAGAACUAUGUUGCUGAUAUUGAAGUAGAUGGAAAGCAGGUUGAACUGGCAUUGUGGGAUACAGCCGGUCAAGAAGAUUAUGAUCGUUUACGCCCACUUUCAUAUCCUGACACGGACGUCAUACUUAUGUGCUUCAGUAUCGACUCACCUGAUUCCUUGGAGAAUAUACCUGAGAAAUGGACUCCGGAAGUUCGACAUUUCUGCCCUAACGUGCCCAUUAUUCUUGUUGGUAAUAAGAAAGAUUUACGAAAUGACCCGCAAACUGUGCGGGAGUUGAACAAAAUGAAACAGGAGCCAGUAAAACCUGAGCAAGGUCGCGCAAUAGCCGAGCAGAUCGGCGCAUUUGCAUAUCUUGAGUGCUCAGCGAAAACCAAAGACGUGAGUUUCAAUACUUGUUGGGAAUGA
Molecule: messenger RNA, 522 nt
Organism: Angiostrongylus costaricensis
Lineage: Eukaryota; Metazoa; Nematoda; Chromadorea; Rhabditida; Metastrongylidae
Source: the annotation of a GenBank genome assembly